AUGUCGAAUACCCUACCACCCUUUGUGGCGGAAGCUCUAGAAAAAGCAGACAGAAAUCAGAUACAACUUGCUGGUGUCGGCUGUUUUGCACAGGUUAUCAAAGUAGCCGACACCGGGUUUGUCAUUAAGGAAACUUUUGAUCAUCCCGUCGUGGGAAAUUUGCAACCGACAGAAAAACGUAUCUACGAACGACUUGGCCAUCAUCCUUUUAUUCUGCGUUACUACGGCGAGUAUUGUCAGGGAAAUGGUCUCCCAAGUGGGCUUGUUUUUCAAUAUCACCGUGCUGGGACCCUGGCGGACAAUCUUGCGCUCUCGAACUAUCAAGACAAGCGGGCUCAAUGGCCUCUGCAAGCCGCGGAAGCCCUACGAUUUAUCCACUCCAAGAAUGUAAUACAUAGCGACUUUGGCAGCCACAAUUUCUUGAUUCAGGAAGAUGGCACCUUGGCCCUAGCAGAUUUUGGUGGCUCUCGGAUCGACGACACCGCGGCCGUGGUAUCGUAUUCGACACGAUAUGAGAGACCGUGCUCUGACUACGACUUGGACUCGACGGAGAUUGACGACCUAUUUGCUCUUGGGACUAUCUAG
Molecule: messenger RNA, 585 nt
Organism: Aspergillus viridinutans
Lineage: Eukaryota; Fungi; Ascomycota; Eurotiomycetes; Eurotiales; Aspergillaceae
Exons: 3
Coding region: 1-585 (194 amino acids)
Biological process (GO): protein phosphorylation
Cellular component (GO): plasma membrane
Molecular function (GO): protein kinase activity; ATP binding
Source: RefSeq, a predicted model, not a curated record